This is a messenger RNA of Aspergillus sclerotioniger CBS 115572, 1395 nucleotides long. Its product is annotated as cytochrome P450. The record is from RefSeq and is a predicted model, not a curated record. Gene Ontology annotation, molecular function: monooxygenase activity; heme binding; oxidoreductase activity, acting on paired donors, with incorporation or reduction of molecular oxygen. The annotation marks the transcript as partial. The transcript is spliced from 2 exons. NCBI's taxonomy places the organism in Eukaryota, Fungi, Ascomycota, Eurotiomycetes, Eurotiales, Aspergillaceae.
UAUAUCCUAGGGCGCUCCAUCUACAACGCGUAUUUCCAUCCCCUGGCUCGCUUUCCUGGACCAAGAACAUGGGGGUUUACCCGGCUUUUCUUCAUGACCUCGCUUUUCAGGGGAAAUCUGCAUAUGCAAAUCAAAUCCUUCCAUGAUUUAUAUGGACCGGUUGUGCGUGUGGCACCAAACGAGCUGUCCUUCAUCGAUGGCGCGGCUUGGGAAGAUAUCUACACCAAAUUCAACAAGAACAAGGGCUUACCUAAAAAUGAUGUCUUUAUGUCCCAAGAUUUCCACAGCUUUUUUGACAGCAUCGGUGAGGAGCACACUCAGGUCCGGAAAACGCUUGCGCAUGCCUUUUCCGAGCAGGCCCUGGCCAACCAAGAGCCCGUCAUUCAGGCGUACGUGACCACAUUAGUAAACAAGCUACAUGAGGUGGCACAGGAUGGAAAGAUUAUUAACAUCGUGGAAUGGUUCAACUGGUUUUCGUUCGACGUAACGGGAGCACUCACUUUCAGCGAAUCGUUCGAUCAGCUGGAAGACACAACAACUCACCCUUGGACAAAAAUGAUUUCCAGUCAUCUUACAUAUUCAUCUUUCAAUGCUUGCCUUCGCUUCUGGCCUCCACUCGACCGAUUGUUGCCUCUACUUGCUCCACCUUCUCUUCGUCGACUCAAACGCUCGUUUCUUGCCAUGUCCCGCGACAAGGUUCAGCGCCGUCUCGAACGCGAGGACCUCCAGAAGCUGGACGAUAUUGUUGCGACUUAUUUCUCGGCAGCUAACAAAGGGGAGGACAUCCUGACCACGGAGACGCUAGUCGGUACCUUCACCUUUUUAAUCGUUGCUGGGAGCGAAACAACCGCCACCGCGCUGGCCGGUAUCACGAACGUUCUUUGUCAUCAUCCUCAAGCCCUGGCACGCCUGAAGGAGGAGGUCCGAUCUGUCUCAAAUGCGAGUGACCUGACCAUAGCCUCCACGGCUGCAAUGCCCUAUUUGUGCGCGGUCAUCAAGGAAGGUCUCCGUUUUUGUCAUCCCGUUCCUGCCUCCAUUAGCCGCAUCGUUCCCCAGGAAGGUAAGGUUAUCGGUGGUCACUUUGUUCCUGGUAAUACCCUCGUCGGGAUCCCGCAAUAUGCUGCUUACUUUUCGGAAACAAAUUUCGAAUCGCCCUACGAGUUCCUGCCAGAAAGAUGGAUUGGAGGGGACGGUUCAGAAGAAGCCAGAUCUAUUUUCCGUCCUUUCGCAGUAGGUGGGCGGAGCUGCUUGGGCCAGAAUCUGGCACGGGCGGAGCUUCGUCUGGUGCUAGCACGCGUCAUCUACGAUUUCGAUCUGGAGAUGGAGCACGACUUGAGAUGGCACGAUCAGAAAUCGUACUUUCUCUGGCAUAAAGAACCGUUUUUGGUUCGAAUU